Messenger RNA from Rhagoletis pomonella (apple maggot), 5090 nucleotides. RefSeq lists its product as uncharacterized. Lineage: Eukaryota; Metazoa; Arthropoda; Insecta; Diptera; Tephritidae. Gene Ontology annotation, biological process: tRNA wobble uridine modification. Gene Ontology annotation, cellular component: nucleus; cytoplasm. The transcript has 5 exons. Bases 250 to 4809 code for a protein of 1519 amino acids. The record is from RefSeq and is a predicted model, not a curated record. Gene Ontology annotation, molecular function: tRNA binding; S-adenosylmethionine-dependent methyltransferase activity.
UAGUCUGGACAUAACUUUAUUUCGACGGCAUUGCUUGUCUUUGCUUGUAAAAAAUUUUCUAUAUAAGGAAUUGUGAAAAACCAGGUCUUUGUGAAAGUGUGUGAAUAAAUUUUGCGCGAUUGUCGUUUCGAUAACUCAUUAAACUUAGUGGCUUAGUGAAAUUUCCGUGGUGUAGUUCUAAAAACGAUUUAUGGUAGAAGAAUCCAAAAGUCAAACCAACCGAAUAAACGUCAAAUACAACCACCUUAAAUGUUAACAAGCUGCUUAGCUAUAACAUCUACAGCGGAGAUCUCGGUUAAUUCCCCGAAUGGUGUUUUGACCUCCAUUAAUGGGAAUCUAAACGAUGAAAGUUUCGCCAUUGAAUUCGAACAUUUGGUAGACACAAAAUCACACACAUCGAUGACAAAACAACUGACUUCCAGUUCCAGCACAACGAACCCCAAUUGCACACUUUUGUCCGUCGCUGCCAAUACACGCGGGUCUGCAGGCACGCUUAUUUUAUCGCCCCUCCCUUCACCUAUAGCCAAUGUCACAGUGGCAAACACUACCCAUGAUGUAAAUUCCGUUGGGACGGAAGAUUGCAAUGAUAAAAAAGUACUGCAAAGAAGUACCAGCAAUUGCAUCACAUUGUUGUCAAAUUCUGUUGACGCUAACGGGUUGGCCAUCAAAAAAUCAGCGAAUGAUACCGCGUCUUCAGCCAAAGUGGGCAGUGAUGCCAGUGGGCGUUCGGCGGCCUUGGAACAUGCCUAUGUUCAUGAUGUUUACGAACACUGCGAGGAACCUACAGGGCCAAUGCGCCCACGUAUCGCACAAUUCCUUAAUAACUUGGAGCCUGGUUCUGUGAUCUGUGAUGUUGGCUGUGGAAAUGGGCGUUAUCUAGCCCAUGGAAAUCCGGCCAUUUGUACGGUGGGAGUGGAUCGGUGUUACCGUUUGAGCAAAGUAGCACGUGAAAAAGGUGGUGAGGUUUUAAUGUGUGAUAACUUGGAGCUACCAUUCCGAGAUGAAUCAUUUGAUGCUGUUCUCUCUUUGGCGGUUGUACAUCACUUUGCCACCACAGAGCGUCGAGUGGGCGCUCUUCGAGAGCUGGCACGUAUAUUGCGUAUUGGCGGCCGUGUUAUUAUAACGGUUUGGGCACUUGAGCAAAGGCAUCGCCGUUUCGAGUCCCAAGAUGUGCUCAUUCCAUGGCAACCGCCAAAAAUUCGCACUCUUAGCUGGUCGGACGAGGAAGACGAUGAUAAUUUCCUCCCGCCGUAUCAUGCCUACACCGAGGAUUCCACAAACUCAAGCCGAUCCGCUGGUGAUGGCGACAGUUCGAGUUUAUCCUCAUCGUCACCUGGAGAGUCGUGCUACAGCUUUGUCCGCCGCGCUAUUCAAAAACUGGCUGGUGGCCGUAGACAUCCGUGGUUUUUGGACUCAUGGACUUCGAAAGAAACGAAAAAUGACAGCAGUCUUGAUUUCGAGGAUGUGAGAGACCUGCCCAUUGAGCUCCGACGCCUUGAAGACUUUGAAGACUUUCAUGAUCCUCCUCUUUCUGCGGGACUCAAAUCUCGUAGUCUUGGCAGUAUACUUAAUCCACCACCUCGUCAAAUAGUACGAUCUCGUUCCAGCGUACCAAGUUUAGGUGGAACAAUUCUUCAUUUGGAUGUAAGCCAGAAAUGCGGAACGUCGAAUGCUGCCUACUCAUUACAAAAUGCUCUGCACGCGAUGGAAAAUUGCAAUGGAGUCUCUGGUACUGGCACUACAAACAAUGUCUCACCAACGAAGUUAAUUAAAACAUCCAAUGUGAAAAGCUUGAAUAGCGGGACUUCAAUAGGACGGCGACCGAAGUUGAUCAAACAGAAACAAUCCCUUUGUGAUGAAGACUUUCAACUGCCAGAAAACCCAUUUCCUAUGAUAAGUACAUAUAAUAGUAAUAGUAAUAGUGUCAGCAGCAAUUUGUACUUGCGCAACAGCGUUUACUAUAACAGCAACAAUGGAAACUUAAACAACCAUACGGGAAGAACCGCGGCAAGUCCACAGUGUCAGACAUCUCUUACUGCCCGCCAAAUGAUGCAGGCGAGUAUCUUUUUGCGUAAGCAAAGUUCUUUGAAUGAGGAACUAAUGGCAGUCAACCGCCUUCGUGAAAAGGAGAGGGUUCGCAAACGUAUCCAGAAGCAGACCUCUUUAAAUGAGGCUUUUCUUUGUCGAUCAGCAAUGUUCUCAAGGAAGCUGCAUGUCAUUCGCGAGAAUUUCACAAAGAAGAUGAAAUCCUCUACGGGUAGCUUCGAGAGGGCCACAAAAACUGGGUUGAACAAACUCGUUCAAAAUAUUUCAACUUAUAUAACACCCGAUACAUCAGGAUCCAGUACGUCCGAAAAGACGACUAACGAACCAGAGCUAAGCAGUGCUGCUUCCCAGACUUCGACUUCUUCGAAAUGCAACAAGUACCAUCAUCAUCAUCAUCACCACCAUCACUACGUACAGAAACAUCUGCAACAGCAACAAUCUCUCAAUCUUCAAAAUUACCAACGUCAAAAAGGUGGCCCUAUUCAAACCCCCGAAACUGCCUCGCCGCUAGGAGCCAAUCUGCAGAAACAAUUAUCGCUCGGCAGCACUGUUAAUAAAUAUGCUGGUCCCGUUACAUACUGCAAUAGCGCUGAGUGCACCACCUCGGCCUGCUAUUGCAGCACAUAUCACUAUGCAGGUUGCAAUACGUUUUGUACGACUAACGACGGCCAAGAGAAUAAAGAGGAGAAAGCACGGCGGCACUCGCGUGAGUCCGGAUCAGACUCCUCCAAAGAUAGUAGUCUGCAAUCGGAUACUAGUAUAGAGUCCGAAGAUAGCUUUGCCUCUGUAAUUUUCAUUCCAAAGCCAGAACAGCAUCAGCAGCAGCUUAACUACCAACAGCAACAUCAAAAUUCAAAUUCCAGCUCGAGCAAUUCUUCGUCAAGUAACGGCGGCGGCAGUGGUAGUGGAGGAGUGUGCCAGGCGUAUGGUAGCUGCUGCCAGCACAAAAAUGGUGCAUGCAAAAUGCAUUCGAAUGGCACUGCUUCCAGCUGCACGACGUGUCUGAACCAUCAGCAAAAUUCACACCAGCAGCGAUUGUCCUCAGUACCUACUUCGCCUUUGAUUAUGCCCUGCCCACCCACUCCGGCACAUUCUCCAGCGGCUAUACAAGCGGUAGCUACGUCACCACCUCAAACAGUAGCUGCAGUAACCGCUGCUAUGGCCAUUCUUACUCCGCCUUCCAAAAAUACGAGAGAUGAGAUCGACGCCCCUUCAUCCCAAAACGACAAUAAAAACAAUGAGCCUGGGGAGAAUCGAUUCAAUUUCGAUGCUGCUCACAUUAAGCAACACGAAAAUGAAAAAGGGGAGCAUAAUAAACAAAAAAGCGAAGUCACGGCUAAAAUUACAAGGCAGAUUAUUAAGAAUUUACCCCCUAUACCCAAAUUCCGUAAGCAACAGUCUCUACAAGCAAUUCGGCAAAAUUUUCCUAUUGUAAGACGUUCCUCGGCAACGGCCUCUUCGUCUGUUCCCAUUAUACCUAAACUCAUGUCUCUGGAGCUGUUUAAUCCCGCCACUGAUGAUUUAGAUAGCGACUCUAGCGAGGCAUCCACGCCAAACUCCAUCGACAGUGUCAUUAGUACAGGUAAAACAAAUGCGGCAGCAACAUCCGCAGAUCAACCACAGCCAGGGACAUCACCAACGUCUGCACAAGGUGAACAAAUCGGCCGCGACAAGACAAACGAACUCGACUCACAGCCAACGAACAAAGAAAACGAGCAAGAAAAUAGCAAAGACGAACUUAAAAUUAGCAGUACUCUUCAUAAUGAGAUAUUUUUGAAUGAAGAAGAUAGUUGCCCAAUACCUCCUACAAGAGGAAAGGUAAUAACAAAUGCGAACUCUGUGAUUAAAAAAGACCAAGACUUUGCUGAGUUUGCUGAACAACUCAACACUCAGUUGUUACGAAAAAUCGAGGAGAGAAAUGGCUUUGAAGAAUGUGCGAACUCGGAGAAUAAUUGUGAAUCCGGCGAUCUCUUAGACACACAUAUCAGUACGUCGGCAGAAAGUCUUAAUAAAAAGCGCAGCAACGAAUUGCGAGAUUUGUCGGCAAUCCGAGAGGAACUGCGGGAACGUCGUUUAAUGCUGGCAAACCUUUCAACACAACCCAGCUUACAGCAAUCGCCAACCUCUUCGACAUCAUCAUUGUCAUCGCAAACUCGGAGCUUUACCAUCCAUGAAGAGAAUGAGGAAGAGAGUGACGAACGGAGUUACUCGCUGCAGUUGUAUGAGAACUGCAAAAUAUCAAAAAUCAAUUAUAAAAGAAACCGGCCAUACAAUCUCAAUCCGGAAACAGCCUAUCUGCUCCAAGACGAGACGGAUAUAUUCGAAGAAGAAGAAGAACUGGAUCACCUGCCUUCACAAGAGGAACAACAGGCUACUACUUACAGCUGGAAAAGCCGGACACCGUUGAACUCUCUCCUCAAUACAAAUACAACUAACUAUGGCUCUGGCGACUCGGAAGUAGGCCCGGAAAAAGAAGAAGGCGCAAAUGCGAAAGAGAGGGAUAAUAACGAACACAAACAAAAAUCACUCCGCAAUCGGCAAUCAACAGAAUCAUGGGGUAAUUCAAACAGCUCAACUGGCUCUCUGGAAAGUCCCUCUCAAGGAGGCGCGACAACACACCAUCGUUAUUACCACGUUUUCCGCGAGGGAGAGCUCGACGCAUUGAUCAACCAUCACGUUGCCAGUCUGCACAUAGUGUCUUCAUAUUAUGAACGGGCCAGUUGGUGUGUAGUUGCUGAGAAAGUCCAAGUCUGGACCAUCUAAAGACAAUGCCACGAAUAAUCUAGAAACAUGCAUUCGGAGAAUUUUGCAAAUUUUUUAAGUCCGCGAAUUAAUAUCCAGAAUCUAUUUAUGUAUUUAUAAAUAAACGGAAUUGCUAGUGUAAUCACACAUCGUAGCUCUAAUUUAGUUAUAAUUCUAAGGCUAAAUUCAAUUUACAUUUACUUGCUUGGCACUAUAAACGAUACAUAGACACACACCCCUGUGGUCAGCUGAUUAAGUUAAGUAAAAUUUUGACCAGCACAUCAUAUACAUAUAUGUAGCAA